This is a messenger RNA of Chenopodium quinoa (quinoa), 2443 nucleotides long. RefSeq names its product transcription factor HHO5-like. The transcript has 5 exons. NCBI's taxonomy places the organism in Eukaryota, Viridiplantae, Streptophyta, Magnoliopsida, Caryophyllales, Amaranthaceae. Gene Ontology annotation, molecular function: DNA binding; DNA-binding transcription factor activity. Gene Ontology annotation, biological process: regulation of DNA-templated transcription. The coding region runs from base 206 to 1135 and encodes 309 amino acids. The record is from RefSeq and is a predicted model, not a curated record.
CAAGAUUCUAUUUUACGCGAGGAACCGUUUUCGUUUUCCUCCCAAUAUUAUUCUGUAUAUAUCCCUAUAAAUAAGCUGUUUUUUGUAUUUUUCUCCUCUCAUUUUCUGUCAUGCUUAUCUUCCAACUGUAAGUGUGAACCUAUUUUCUCACUCUUCAUAAAUCAAUCUUCAAAUUAAAAGCUAAUCAAUUUAACAGACAAAAAUAAUGGCAUCAAAUUUUCCACAAUUGAGUUUAGAAUUGAGCCUGCCAAAUUCUUCCGACGUUUUAACCCGAUUUUUAGUCGCCGGUAUAUCGGAUUUGGGUGAACUUUCCAAGCUUAAUGGUUUUAUUGUCUGCCUCGAAGAUGAGCUUAAGAAGAUUCAGGCAUUUCACCGUGAACUUCCCCUCUCUUCCGUUAUCCUAAACGAUGCAAUUAGCAAAUUGAAAGAGGUUGCGAAGAAAAGUGAGGAAAAACAAUUUGAGAAGAAGACAUGGAUGAGCACUGCUCAGCUAUGGAGUUCGGCAACAGAAGGAGGCGGCGACUAUGAGCCGCAUAAAAAUGAGGGGAAAGAGGCAAUUUUGUCUUUUGAAAAAAAAGUUAGGGAAGAUGUCACGGGACUCUCGUUGGUACCUCCCGGUCUGAACACUCCUACUGAAGUGGUUGAACCCGGUUCAGCCAAACUUCGAACCGGCGGAAUAUUUUCCGGAUCAGUUUUUGCUAAACCAGCAAUCAAACCGUCGUAUCAGACGACUAGAAAACGACGUCGGUGUUGGUCGCCGGAGCUUCAUCGGCGAUUUGUAGAUGCCCUUGAAAGCCUUGGUGGGGCCCAAGUGGCUACUCCUAAACAAAUAAAGGAGCUUAUGAAAGUGGAUGGGCUCACUAAUGAUGAAGUUAAAAGCCAUUUACAGAAGUAUAGGCUUCAUGUCCGAAAGCUUCCAGCUGCUAGCAUCACCAAUCAAUUGACAACUGACGUAGGAAUUGACUGUGGAGAUCAGCUUGAAUUAGGCUGCUUGACAACGGACCUCCAGCAUUCAGGUUCACCAAAAGGCCCACUUCACUUGGGGGAGUCAAGGAAAUGCAACUCUUCUAGCGUGGAAGAGGAUGAAGAGGAGAAAUCUGAUGGCCAGAGUUGGAAGGUUCAGCAUCAUAUAUAGAUAUCACGAGAGAAUUGACAUACAUUAAUUUAUAGGUGAGUGCUAAUCAUACACACCUUUGGAACUAGGGUGGGUAUACUUGGUAUAAUGUAGUAUGUAUAAUGUACUGGAAUAGUGGAAUGCAGAGGUUUGACAUGCUGCAUCGAAUACUAUUGAAUGUAACGAAGGGAGAUGCUGGGAAGUGGGAACUGCUAUGCUCUCCAUUUGGCAUUUGCCCUCAUUCGGGGCUUUAGUGAGGAGGGAAGAGGCCCUAACAAAUUUUGCAGCGAGAUUUAGGAAUAUCUCUUUUUUCCUAUUGUUUGUACUGAUGUUGAGUUAUAUAAUAACAUUGUGCCUCUGCCUCUUUGUUACAUUUACUUGAGAUGCUGAUGUGCUUAACUUCACUGUAUGUACAAGCGAAAUGUGCAAUUGCAUUUUUGUUAUUGGUAAUUUUUCAGUCACCAAGCAUUCGAUGAGCUUUUGAUCUCUGCUGGUCUAUCACAGCCAUCACAGAAAUUAUCACCCACUUAUAUGAUUUUAUCCUUGACUACCUGAGAACAAAGUUAGUUCUGGAAAGGUUUCUUAGUGGACAAUUACAUGGUUCUCUUUGUUUGAUCAACAGAAUGCAACCGUUGUGUAGAACAUGUUCUGAAACGAUUUGUAGCUAAACUGUACUGCAUAAUGCAGAAAUAGUACAGUUGCCCGUGAUAGAGAUCUUAAAACAAAGCAGUACGUACGUAAUUAGAGAGUUGAUGUGAAGUGUAGAACUAUUCUGUGCAGUGGCGUACGUGGCGUGGCACGAGGGAGGAGACAGUGGAUAGUCUAUUCAGGAAGCAAUAUUGUGUGGUAAUAAUUCAGUUGGAGAAAUAUGGAAGGUUGAGAAUCAUCUGAAAUUCAAUGGGUAAUAUAUUCUUUGAGAGUUUUGGCUAUUUUGAAGAUAUUUGCUGUCUAUGAUUAAUAAUUCUACGGGUAUAAAAAAACAGGACCCAUUCAUGCAUCUUAUUGUCUUGUUGUUUUCAUAGUGUUAAAGUGAAUGAUGAAAUAAAUCUUCAAGAGUUUGUAACUAAUGGAACUAUGUAUUAUGAUAUGGACUCUGGAGGAGGAUGAAUAUUUCAGCUUCCUACAUACGGUGUACUAGAGGUGGAGUUAUGACUUGCUGACUUGUGACUUGUACUAUCCUUCCUAUGCAAUGGAAUAUUAAUAAUUUUGAAAGAGACAAAAUCAAAUAAAGUAAUCGAGAUAAUCAUUAGUGGGACGACUUGCAUAUUUGGGUUUGUGUUUUUAAAGACUAGGCUAGAAAAUGAGUUUUAUAAAUGAAAUUAUAUUACA